This is a messenger RNA of Aspergillus nidulans FGSC A4, 1995 nucleotides long. RefSeq names its product phosphate transporter. Gene Ontology annotation, cellular component: membrane. The record is from RefSeq and is a predicted model, not a curated record. The coding region runs from base 1 to 1995 and encodes 664 amino acids. Gene Ontology annotation, molecular function: transmembrane transporter activity. Lineage: Eukaryota; Fungi; Ascomycota; Eurotiomycetes; Eurotiales; Aspergillaceae. The transcript is spliced from 4 exons. Gene Ontology annotation, biological process: transmembrane transport.
AUGAGCAAAUUCCGCGCGAGACUGUAUAAGACUGAUCGCGCGAGGGAUUUCGAGCAUGAGCAGGAUCGCCAUGUUCGCACCCGUCAAAUCUACGAAACCAUCGACCGCCAGUCCUUCCAGUGGAUUGUUGUCCUCGUCGCCGGCGUCGGCUUCUUCCUCGAUGGGUAUACCUUAUUCGCAAGCAAUAUCGCCCUUCCAAUGAUUUCCUACGUCUAUUGGCGUGAAGACACCUCUUCCUUCCGACUGACGUGCAUCAACAUCGCCACGCUGAGCGGCACCCUCCUCGGCCAAGUCCUGUUCGGCUAUCUGGCGGACCGCAACGGGCGGAAGAAGAUGUACGGCGUUGAACUGGCGCUGCUGAUUGCGUCGACGCUGGGCGUCGCGAUGUCCUCGGAGGGGACACACGGGAGCAUGAGCGUCUUUGCGUGGCUGAUCUGGUGGAGGAUCAUCGUGGGGAUCGGCGUCGGUGCAGAUUACCCGUUGAGUGCCGUAAUUACGUCUGAGUUCGCACCCACCCGCCAUCGCGCGCGCAUGAUCGCCUCCGUCUUCUUCAUGCAGCCGCUCGGUCAGAUCGCUGGCAAUAUCGUCUCACUGAUCGUCGCCGUCCUGAGCAAGAAGCAGGGACAUGACGAUGUCACACGCGCAGUUGAUAUCAUGUGGCGAUGGGUGGUCGGAAUCGGCGUCGUGCCCGGCGUCAUCGCGACAUUCUUUCGCUUCUUUAUCCCCGAGAGUCCGCGCUUUCUGCUGGAAAUCGAAGACGAUCCGGUGCAGGCCGAGUUCGAUGCCACGACACUGUUCAGCGACCCGGCGCCUCUGUCGAGCCUCGGGUCGCCAGAGAUUGCCGUUGAGGAGGGAUAUCGGUAUCCCGGUUCGGCGUCGACUGCUCUCACUAGUAUGACUACUGCCACGGCGAACCAAUUCAACGAUAUCAACCUCAUUGCCCCAUGGAAUGAAAUCAUACUUCCUGCUCCUGCGCUCCCCGCAACAGCCACAACGAUGGGCACGGGCAAGGGCACGAGUACAGCUGCCGGUCCCGACACAGCCGGCACCGGUGCUGGAGCCCUAACGAUUCGCUCCAUGUCCAUUGACGACUUCACAGACCGGACCCCUUCCCAGUACCACGAUAGCCUCCCUGAAGGCACGUUCCUCACCCCGGCAACGCUCAACAGCCACUGGCGCCUCACCAAGGUCGACAUAACGCAAUACUUCUGGCAUGAGGGCAACUGGCGCACCCUGCUCGCCACGUCGCUCUCCUGGCUGCUCCUCGAUUUUGGCUUCUACGGUAUAGGUCUCUCCUCGCCCCAGUUUCUCGCGAAGACCUGGGACAGUCUCAAACUCUCCGGUCCCGCCCCGCCCUGGAUGACAGACGACACCGGCGCAACUGAUAUAUACGACAUGUUCCGCGACACGAGCAUCCACUGCCUGAUCAUCCUCAAUAUUGGCAGUUUCGUCGGCGGGGUCCUGAUGCUGCUGACUAUCCACAAACUCGAACGCGUCUCGCUGCAGAAAUACGGCUUUCUAGCGCUAGCAGCCCACUUUAUCGCGCUUGGAACCAUGUUCAUCACCGUGCACAAGGAGGGCCCCGUCGCGGUGACGCUCUACAUUAUCGGGCAGAUCUUGUUCAAUUUCGGGCCCAACACGACAACUUACAUGAUCCCUGCUGAGAUCUUCCCAACACGAUACCGCGCAACGUGCCACGGGAUCAGCGCGGGCGCGGGAAAGCUCGGCUCGAUAUUGAUUCAGCUGCUCUCGGCGUAUUAUAAAUUCGGCACGGGGCCCGGCAAUGAGCAGACGGUCCGCCAUGGGUAUAUGUUGAUCGUGUUUAGUGCGUGUAUGGUUAUUGGGGCGGCGGUGACGCAUUUCUGGAUCCCGCCGACGCAGAGAAAGAGCAGUGAUGGGAGGGCGAAGCUUUGGGGAGGCAAGGCGGAGACGCUAGAAACGCUCGGGCUUGGGAGAAGAGGGUGGAAGAGUCGGUUUGCCGGUGUGAGAAGGUGA